GAAAAAUUAGCUUAUUUUGAUAUAAUCUUUGCAAAUUAUGACUUCAUCAAAAGGAGGCGACAAACCCCUACAGACACUUGAAUUUUAUUAGUAUUUCCUUUAUUUUUGCAUUUUUAACACACAAACAAGCGAACAGAAAAAACAACCGUGAACAAAUAAAAACAUACCAGCUGCCACACAAAAGAAAACAAUCAUAAAAACCAGUCAUAUUAAGGGGCAUGUAAGCUUUUUUUUUAUGUGUAAUGUGGUGUAGACAUAAGUGCUGGACAUCACAACUAAGAUGUUUAGUGAUUACAAGAAACACAGAAUCUUGCAUCAUACAAUGAUGACAAUGGUGGAGGAGGGGAAAGGGAGGAGGAAAAGUGAAGGGUAAUAGRAGGUAGAUGCAACAAUGAGAGAGCAGAGAAAUGUAAAGGAGGGGAGUGUAGCAGAGAGCUGCAGCCGAGAAUAAGGAGCUUAGUAAGGCAGAGUGAGCGAGGUCUUUAAAGUUUAGACAGCUUUGUGAACUCCAUCCUGACAGAUGGACAACCCGGACAGAGUUGAACUCUGCUACCCCCAGCACCCAAAUAGCUCCUGCAGCGGUCCGAAGCGACCUCCCUCCCAGGCCGUUCUGCUGUACACGCUGCUCUCCUCCGUCACUGUGGUCACCGUCGCUCUGAACCUGCUGGUCAUCAUCUCCAUCUCCUACUUCCGGCAGCUGCAGACCCCGACCAACACCCUCGUGCUGUCCCUGGCCGCCUCAGACCUCCUGGUGGGGCUGCUGGUGAUGCCGGUGGAAGCGGUGCGGUUCAUUGAGCCCUGCUGGCUGCUGGGUGACGUCAUGUGCGCCCUGUCUUACAUUGCCGGCUUCACGCUCACCUCGGCCUCCGUGGGAAACAUGGUGCUCAUAUCGAUAGACCGCUACGUGGCCAUAUGUUUCCCCCUGCAGUACUCCAGUAAAAUCACUCGCAGCAGAGCGGAGGUGUCUGUGAGCCUGUGCUGGGCCUGCGCUCUCCUCUAUAACGGCCUCAUCUUAAAAGACCACCUCAGGCAGCCGGACAGGUACAACUCCUGCUACGGGGAGUGCCUGGUGGUCAUCAGCUACAUCUCUGGAACCAUAGACCUAGUCUUCACCUUUGUCGCGCCCUGCUCGGUCAUCGUCUUCCUGUACAUGAGAGUGUUUGUGGAGGCGGUGUCUCAGGCCCGGGCCACGCGCUCUCACGUUACAGCCGUCACGGUCAGGGUCACGGCGAAGAAAUCCGAGCAGAAAGCAGCCAGGACUCUUGGCAUUAUUAUAUUCAUGUUUCUGGUGACUUUCUGUCCGUAUUACUACCCAUCUCUCGCAGGUCAAGACAUCUCCAACAGCGCCUCGUCUUGGGCCAUUGUGUCCUGGAUGGUGUAUUUUAAUUCCUGCUUGAAUCCGCUCGUAUACGCCUUGUUCUAUCCCUGGUUCAGAAAAAGUAUUUCUUUAAUUGUGACUUUGAAGAUCCUAAAACAUGAUUGCUCUCAGACAAACAUGCUUUAACAAAGAUGUUCAAUUCAACUCAAAGGGAAGUUAAAUGUUUUAAUUAUUCAAAGUUCUUCAGUGUUGUUGUAUAAACUGUGGGGUGGACAGAUCUCCUGUAGCAGUUCGUUUUACAGCAAAUCUGAAGAAGCUUCUGACUGAAGAUACUGUUGUGUGACUGACUUAAGAGAAUGCUAAAUGGUUUUCUAUACUUUUCCC
Poecilia reticulata (guppy) is the source of this 1702-nucleotide messenger RNA. Its product is annotated as trace amine-associated receptor 13c-like. The record is from RefSeq and is a predicted model, not a curated record. Gene Ontology annotation, cellular component: membrane. NCBI's taxonomy places the organism in Eukaryota, Metazoa, Chordata, Actinopteri, Cyprinodontiformes, Poeciliidae. Gene Ontology annotation, molecular function: trace-amine receptor activity. Gene Ontology annotation, biological process: G protein-coupled receptor signaling pathway.